AUGGCCCCGGCUAACUUCACCAUUCAGCUCACACAUUCUUCACUUUCAGUAUCCAAACACAUAUUUUCCGAGGGAUUUGAGGGUAUCACCAUGUUCUACUGCAGGUUCAGUCUUUUUUGUGUUGUAGGCCUUCUAUGCAUCUGUUUCUUUGCUGGAAGUUCUCAUUCAAAGCAAGGAGUGGAGACAGAAAGGCAAGCUCUUCUCAGGUUAAAAGCUGGUUUCCUUCAUGGAAGGGAAAUUCUUUCCUCAUGGAAAGGUGAAGAUUGUUGCAAAUGGCAUGGAAUUUCAUGUGAUAACUUAACUGAUCAUGUAACCAUAUUGGAUCUCCAACCUUUAAAUUAUUCAGGAGCAUUGCGAGGUAAGUUAGAUUCUUCAAUAUGUGAACUGCAACAUCUGACUUCCUUAAAUCUCACUGAAAAUUUAUUAGAAGGAAAGAUUCCAAAAUGCAUUGGUUCACUUGGUCAGUUGAUAGAGUUGCAACUUGGAGAUAAUGAAUUUGUUGGUGUCAUUCCUCCCACUCUGGCGAACCUUUCCCAUUUGCAAACUCUCCAACUUGGACUCAAUGUUUAUUUGAAUGCAAAUGACCUUGAAUGGGUUUCUCACCUUUCUAAUUUAAGAUUCCUUAAUCUAGAAACUGUGAAUCUUAGUCAAGCUGUUGAUUGGUUAUCAUCAAUAACCAACAUCCCUUCUCUAUUAGAGCUUUAUUUAAAUGAUUGUGGGCUCCCUCAGGUCAAUCCUAAAUCUAUCCCCCACAUGAAUUUCUCAACUUCUCUCAAGAAGCUCUUUCUUUCAAAUAACCAUUUAAACACUUUGACUCUGUCAUUGGUGCCUAAUGCUAGCAAAGUCCUCACACAUCUUUAUCUCAGGGGAAAUGAACUUGAGGGUAGCUUACCAGAAUCCUUUCAGAGUUUGUGUCAACUUAAGGAGUUACAUCUAAGUGACAACAACUUGUCCGGUCAACUCAAUGAUAGCAUACAACAUUUACGUUGUGCCCAAAAUAACUUAGAGUUGUUGACACUUGACCAUAACCCAUUUGGUAGUGGGUCACUCCCUGAUUUUUCAUGGCUUUCAUCCCUGAGGACAUUAUCUCUUCAAAAUACCAGUAUCAUUGGGCCAUUUCCACAGUUAUCUGGCCACUUGCCUUAUCUUGAGAAUUUGGAUCUUUCCCAUAAUCAAUUGAAUAGUGUGGAAAACAUUAAUGAAACACAUAUGUCAAACCUCUUAACUCUAUAUCUCAAAGAUAAUGAGUUAAGCGGAUCACAACCAUUAUUUGAGUUGCUAUUGGAAAACUCUCAAGUCUCAUGGGAUUGUAUCUUUUUUCAAAUAAGUUGA
Messenger RNA from Lotus japonicus, 1332 nucleotides. RefSeq names its product receptor-like protein EIX1. Gene Ontology annotation, molecular function: protein binding. The transcript has 2 exons. Bases 1 to 1332 code for a protein of 443 amino acids. The record is from RefSeq and is a predicted model, not a curated record. NCBI's taxonomy places the organism in Eukaryota, Viridiplantae, Streptophyta, Magnoliopsida, Fabales, Fabaceae.